AUGCCCUUGCUCGGUUUUGGGGUGUACCAGAACUAUGACACUAAGAAUUCUGUUCUAGAAGCCUUCAAAGCUGGUUACAGGCACAUAGACUCUGCCCAGGUGUAUAAGAACGAGGCAGCUGUAGCUGACGCCGUCCGAGAAUCUGGCCUCGAUCGAGGGGAUGUAUUCAUCACAUCCAAAUGCGUCUCUAAAAACCACGGAUACGAGAAAACACUUAAAGGCAUCAACGAAUCCCUCGAUCGGAUGAAGUUUGACUACAUCGACCUCUUUCUCAUCCACGACCCUUUCAGCGGUACCGAACGCCGCCUCGAGACAUACAAGGCUCUCUUGGAGUGCAGGCAUGCGGGUAAAAUCCGAACUGUUGGCGUAUCGAACUACGGCGUAAAGCACCUUGAGGAAAUUAAGAACGCGGGAUACGAAAGACCCGCCGUCAAUCAGAUAGAGCUCCACCCCUUGUGCCAACAAAAACCAAUAGUGGACUACUGCAAAGAGAACGAUAUCGUUGUCCAAGCGUAUUGCCCCAUCAUUCGCGGAAAGAUGGACGACCCGGUCAUAACAAAGUUGGCUGAAAAGUACAACCGUGACCCAGCCCAGAUUCUCCUCCGGUGGUCCCUCCAAAAGGGUUUCGUUCCAUUGCCAAAGAGCGCUACGCCAUCUAGAAUCCACCUCAACACCAAUCUUUACGAUUUCGAGUUGACGGAAGAAGACAUGGGUGAACUUGACGCGCUUGACAAGGGAAAAAAGGGUGCCAUCGGUUGGAACCCUGUGGACGCUGAUUGAAAGAAUUCGGUACAAUGCUUUUCUGGAAACGAAAUGGCACUUAGAAGAAGAAAAUUGCAUUGAUCUAUCGAAA
Molecule: messenger RNA, 853 nt
Organism: Laccaria bicolor S238N-H82
Lineage: Eukaryota; Fungi; Basidiomycota; Agaricomycetes; Agaricales; Hydnangiaceae
Exons: 7
Coding region: 1-780 (259 amino acids)
Molecular function (GO): oxidoreductase activity
Source: RefSeq, a predicted model, not a curated record